Messenger RNA from Quercus robur (English oak), 853 nucleotides. RefSeq names its product probable inactive purple acid phosphatase 1. The transcript has 3 exons. The record is from RefSeq and is a predicted model, not a curated record. The coding region runs from base 52 to 738 and encodes 228 amino acids. Gene Ontology annotation, molecular function: hydrolase activity. Lineage: Eukaryota; Viridiplantae; Streptophyta; Magnoliopsida; Fagales; Fagaceae.
GCCAAUUGCAUCAACCGUGCCAUACAUGAUUGCGAGGUUUCAUCAUAAUAUAUGAGCUUAUACUUGCUUGUACUUUGUCUUAUUAUCAAAGUAUUUUGUCUUAUGUGCCAAUUGGUGAUCAAUCCUUGCAGUGGUAACCAUGAACGUGACUGGCUAGGGACUGGAUCCUUCUAUGGGAACACAGACUCUGGGGGGAAUGUGGUGUGUUGGCUGAGACUAUGUUUUUAUGUCCCUGCAGAAAACAGAGCCAAAUUCUGGUACUCCACCGAUUAUGGCAUCUUCCGCUUCUGCAUAGCUGACACUGAACAUGACUGGAGGGAGGGAACCGAGCAAUACAAGUUCAUUGAGCAUUGCUUGGCAUCAAUUGACAGGCAAAAGCAACCAUGGCUAAUUUUUCUUGCACAUCGAGUACUUGGUUAUUCAUCUGGUAGCAAUUAUGCAGAUGAAGGAUCAUUUGAGGAACCAAUGGGGAGGGAGAGCCUACAAAAGCUCUGGCAAAAAUACAAGGUGGACAUCGCUGUGUAUGGCCAUGUGCAUAAUUAUGAAAGGACAUGCCCCAUAUACCAGAAUAUUUGCACAAAUGAAGAAAAGCAUUACUAUAAGGGUCCCUUGAAUGGAACAAUUCAUGUGGUUGCUGGUGUUGGAGGAGCAAGCCUUACACAAUUUACAACCCUCCAAACCAAAUGGAGUUUCUUUAGAGACUACGACUAUGGAUUCAUAAAACUUAACAGCAUUUGACCAUUCAAACCUGUUGUUUGAGUACAAGAAGAGCAGCGAUGGAAAAGUCGAUGACUCUUUUAGAAUCUCCCGGGAUUACAGGGACAUCUUGGCUUGCACUGUGGAUAGUUGCCCA